This is a messenger RNA of Durusdinium trenchii, 972 nucleotides long. The record is from the annotation of a GenBank genome assembly. NCBI's taxonomy places the organism in Eukaryota, Dinophyceae, Suessiales, Symbiodiniaceae.
AUGUGCCACAUCAAUCAGAAUGCGAGCACCACUCAACAAAUCGUGCUCACUGCGAUGCGAACAAAGUUCUCCGCAAUUCCAAAGCCGUGGGUAAGGCUACAUGAAGGCAGGAGGGCAGAACCCCCCAAGGCCCGAAUUCGGUGUUCUCCUAGUACCAGCGGGGGCUUACAUGAUGUUGCUCAGCCUGCUUCACUGCCGCUUGCAAUCACCUGUCUUGCUUGGCCUACAACUUCCUGUUGUGGCUGUUCUUCACUGGACCCGAGCCGAGCAUCUCCAACGAUGUACUCUGAGAUGGAGGUGUCAUUUAGCACCGCAGACUGGAUUCUGUCGCUGGGUAUUGGUGUGGAAAUCCCCAGAAUGGGGGAGAAAGCUUUCGUAGAGAAUCUGGCCUACAAUGCAGAGCAAGGUGUCAUCAUCAGCUGGGGCCGCCAAGGGCAAAAUCCUCGCUCAGAAGCAGAGGUUCGUCAGAUUUUCAGCCUGCACGGAUUUAUACUCGAUGAACUCGUGACCUCGUACUUAAGACUUUUCUCUGGCCUUGCACAUGCACCUGAGCGGGAUGAUUUAUUGGUCCUCAGAAAGGCAACGAGAAGCGCUUCAGAGCGCGGUCUGGUGGCUUUGGAACUCAUCGAUGAGUGGGGGUUUGAUCGAUGUGCUGCUGCAGGGGUGGAAAUGCAACACGGCCUCCAGGGGAAGGCAUCGCAGUAUGGCCCGCUUGGACAUGGUCGCAUGUGGGUCAGUGGCAACUGUGUUGGCCGCUUCCGUGCAGGAAGGUCAGGGGAGAUGGUCUUGUGCAUCAGUCACAGCAAGAGGUUUCGAGAAUGCGACCUGCCCGGCUUGGAGCCGGGCUUUGAACAGCUUUCAGGCAAACCGACCACGGGCAUGGGCAGGCAUAAGUGGGCACAUGGCUUUGCAUGGCUUUUCAUGAUCACCAGGUACCAUCUGAAGGCAUUUGGAUUGGUGAUGCCAGCCUGA